Saimiri boliviensis boliviensis (Bolivian squirrel monkey) is the source of this 1818-nucleotide messenger RNA. The record is from RefSeq and is a predicted model, not a curated record. NCBI's taxonomy places the organism in Eukaryota, Metazoa, Chordata, Mammalia, Primates, Cebidae.
UCUCUGCCCGCGCUUCUGGAAGGAGCUGCAGGAUGGCAGACGUUCUCUAGGGCACCCAGCCUUGGAAAACCACAGGAUGGAGGGAAGGUUUCUCUGGCUGCUGCCUCUGCCCCAGGACACCUGCGAAGGGAAACGGCGGGGCGGUGGGGGCCACUCACCUUCUCCAGCUUCUCGAAGUGCUCCCGGAGGAACUUCAUGGGGCGCUCGGGCUUGGAGAUGCAGAGGUGCACGAUGCCGUCCUUGAGGACCUGCUGGAUCCCGUGCAGCUGCACGUACAGCUCGCAGCCCUUCAGGCUCUCGUCCUCCUCCAAGGGGCAGGUGGGCGGGGAGGCCAUGGCGCGGGCUGCUGCUUCCUUCCUGUCCAGAAAACAGAUCACCGAGGCCUGAGAGCGGCCCGGGGCUGCGCGCCGCAUAAACGCAGGCGGCGUGAAUCAGGCUUCUCCAAGGAGCCGGUAAGAAAGUCACUGUUUCCCUUUCAUUCCGCAGAGCCAGGUGAGUUGUUAAACGUAACGACCCCCAGAGCUUUCCCUCUCAACGCACCGGGCAGGGGUGGAUGGGCUCGGACACAGGCGCACGCGGCUGAGAAGCCCCUUCUGCGGCUCCGAGGAUUCCGCAGUGGGAGGAGUAGGGGGGCCGGGCGCCCUGUGGGUCUAUCCCGGGGGUUACAGGGCCUUGCGCUCCUCCAUCCCCUCCUUCUGGGGGCACUCGUGUGAAAUGUGAAUGCUGGGGGGCCCCUGCGCGCGGCCUCAGGGGAGGGAGAGAGGAGGGUGAGGCUGUGGAUGGGCUGGGCUGGGCGGGCCUCUUCACAGAAAAAAGCAGAAACGCAGGUAAACAAGGGGAGCCGGGCGGGGGGAACCGGGGGAGACAAACGCGGCGGCCGCGCAGGCGAAGUCACCAUGGCCAGGCCUGGCCGCGCCCGCCCCGCACUGCAGAGCGCAGGACCGCAGCCCAGCCCAGCCGCCCCCGGGGAAAGCGGCCUCCAACCCAAGAUCCCGCACCCCGAGCCCCAGCCCCGGCCUCCGCACCGGGUGAUGAGAAGGAUAGCAAAAGAGGCCCAGGUGACACCUGACCGAGGCGGUGUCUUCUUUGGGGGCAGACGCUCCAGGGCUGGCUGCUUCUCUACCGGGCUCUCCUGGGGUUCUCUGGAAACCCCCUAUAAAGACUUCCCCCGAACUGUGCCUCUAGCAAGAGUGGAGGCCCCUCUCCAGCUGACCUCACAGGAUAGCCCUCCGAUCCCAAGGCACACACACAAGCCCUCCUUCUGCUGCGAUACCUCCCCAGGCAGAGAGCCUCCUCAGCCUGUGUCCUUUAGAGACAAGGACCGCCCAGGUUUGGAGGCUGGCUGCUGGCAGCAUGCACCUGGCCCACCAGACAUGCGACCCCGGGCCCCACUGAGCUGAGGUCCUCCUCACUGGUACAACAGCAGCUCCCACUGCUUCUCACUUUCACACUUUUCCUGGUCAUUCAGGUCCCUGUUCCAGUGGCCCCCAACCUCUGCCCCUCCCCCACCCUGUAAGAACUCCCUCUCCAGACUGGCUCUGGUAGAAGUUUGAGGUGUGGCCCCCACCGCCCCAGCCUGCAGACGACCUUCUGCCUGAUUCCCAGGCCUCUCCUGCUGCAGCCUUACUGGCUUGAGCCAAUGCCAGAUGGUUCCUUAGUGUCCUGCUCACUGUCUGAUCAGUCCCAGAGGAUGAAAUCGACACAGAAGUGGGAAGAAACAGGAUCCUGGAGAAACGGAGCCACGGCCAUCCUCAAACUAAACCUGAGGCUCUCCCCAUAUCUGGACUUCCCAAUUCUGUUCAUCAAUAAAUGCCUUCA